GGACUUUAAUCAGCAGCAGCCGGUGUCCAGUUACCGUCCGGUAGUCUGUUAGUUCACCAGCGGGCCCAGCUCGCAUCCUUUAGCUUGCUGUCCCUCAUCUACCCUCGACGUAGACUGCGGCCCGACAGGAGCUCUACUGACGGUGUGUCCAGACAGCGCCCUCAGCAGGUGAGCAGCAGCUCUGCAGACAUCCCAUAAUAUGCUGGCGUUGAAGACGGCUGGAUAAUCAGAGACUCAGAGGAGAGAAUCAGCAGCUGGAGCUCCAGUUACUCCUGGUCUCAGUCGGACUCAGACUCAGAUCUUCAGGUCCCAUCCCUCCAGAAGGACAUCAUGUCCAGACGUAGUCUCCGUCUGGAUGACACCGUUCUUCAUCGUGGUCUCAGCAGCGCCUCCUACAGCGCUGGAGGAGGCAGCAGGAGGAGCAGCAGAUCUCUGAAGCUCCGCAGUCCUCGUCCUCCCUCGUCCUCCUCAGAGCUGCCGUCAGUCCACAGCGACGCCUCGCUGCUGUCCUCGCUGCUGGACACCUCCUCGGUCCAGGAGGUCACCAUGGUGGACUCCUUCUGGGGUCUGGACCACGACGUGGACAUCAAAGAGAGCACCAUGAUGGAGGAUCAGACCAGCAUUGUGGGCGACAUCUCGCUGACCGGUUCAGGCGACGGCGGCUCCAAACUUUCGCUCAGCAGAGUUUACUGUAAAGACUGUGAGCUGGAGUCGGACCAAAGGGAGGCCGGAGAUGCCUACAGCUCCUCCAAAUACACCUCCUGCUCCUCCUCCUCAGUGUUCACACCAUCAGAGACACAAACAUCCACCAUCUACUGCAGAGAUCGAAGCCGCCGAGAUCGAACAGCUCGACCGGGUCGCUGUGGAGCCAUGAAGGAGUCAAACUCGACGGAGAUUCAUCCCAGCGGAGCUCUGUAUGGCGACUGUCAGGAGAACAAGCAAACAGAGACCAAUACAGUCACCUCUUCAUCCUCGUCCUCACCUUCAUCCUCACCUUCAUCCUCAUCUUCAUCAUGGUCGUCAGUUGCAGUCUUUUUGUUGGGGCUGAUGUGCAGCGCUGCCAUUUUUACAGGUCGGACUGCAGCUGAAGCUUUCAGACUGUUUCACCAGAGAUGGAAUCACACAACCACAGAUCUCCACCGGUUUCCUCUCAGACUCGUCGUCUUUCUCCUCCUUCUGCUGCUGAUCAUCUUCAGUCUGUGUUGGUUCGGUCCAGCCGGUUUGCAGUCGGUUCUUCUGGCCUUCAGAACCUCAGAGUGGAGAACGGCUGUGGUUCCUCAGAGCCAAUCAGAAGAGGGUGCCGUGGAGUCCAGGGAGGUUCAGGUGUACGAGGAGCCGCUGACCGGUCGACCUCUGGAGGACCAAACACCGACGGGACCGGAGGACUCAGAGAAUUUGGACUUGGUGGACUUGGAGGUUGUGGACUUGGAGGACAUGAACUCGGAGGAUGUGGACGUGCAGGUCAUGGACUCGGAGGACUCGGAGCGUCUGGGUCGUCUGGAGCAGCGUUUGGCAGCGCUGUGGCAGCGAGUGGAGGCCGGAGGACGACGGGCCGAACAGAGACACCAGGAAGUUCUGCAGCUUCAUCAUCAUCUUCAUCAUCCUCAGCAGCAGCAAAGUGACGUGGAGUCGUGGAUCAACGUCCUGAUGGAGCAGCAGCUGUCACAGCUCAACACCCGACUGGACGAAGAGCGAGUCCAGAGAGAGCAGGUCCGACUGCAGGAUCUGCUGCAGCAGGAAAGUCAAACAUCUCGUCUGGACCGGUUGGAGCUGCAGCUGCAGACGCUGGUGGCUAAAACUCAGGAAGUCCAGUGGAGACAAGAAGCUGCUUCAGCAUCGACGCUUCCAGCUGCUGUCAGUGUCGGCGUGGACCGACAGUCCCAUGAUGCUUUGCUGGCGGAGGUUUCUCGGCUGAAGGCGGUUCUGGAGGACGUCAGGAGGGACGUGGAGGUUCUGUCCUCCAAUCAAAACGACCGACAGCUGGCGGCCGUGCAGCAGAUGGUUUCCUCCCAGCUCCGUUCUCUGGUCUACGGUGGAGACGGUGGAGAGUCUCUGCUGCAGUGGAUGUCUCAGCACUACGUCAGCCUGGCCGACCUGCAGGUGGCGCUGUCCUCUCUUCAGCUCAGCAUCCUGAACAACAUCAGCCAGCAGCUGGAGCAGCGUCAUGGCAACCAGCCGGUCAGAGAGGGUGCCAUGACGACGGAGGACGUCCAGCUGCUGGUCCAGGACGCUCUGAGGCUGUUUUCUGAGGACAGAACUGGAUUGGCUGAUUACGCUCUGGAGUCUGGAGGGGGCAGCAUCCUCAGCACUCGCUGCUCAGAGACCUAUGAGACCAAAGCUGCUCUGCUCAGUUUGUUUGGACUUCCUCUCUGGUAUUUCUCUCAGUCUCCUCGAACCGUCAUCCAGCCCGACGUCCAUCCAGGGAACUGCUGGGCCUUCAGAGGCUCCACAGGCUUCCUGGUGAUCCGGCUCUCCAUGAAGAUCCUCCCCAGCUCCUUCAGCCUGGACCACAUCCCCAGAUCGCUGGCUCCGAGCGGGACGCUGCUCAGCGCUCCACGAGACUUCAGCGUCUACGGUCUGGAGGAGGAGAGUCAGGAGAACGGGAAGCUGCUGGGAACGUACCGGUACGACCAGGACGGAGAAGCUGUGCAGACCUUCAGCGUCUCUGAGGAGAACGACGAGGCCUUCCAGAUCAUAGAGGUUCGGGUUUUGUCUAACUGGGGUCAUCAGGAAUACACCUGCAUGUACCGCUUCAGGGUCCAUGGGACGCCCAGCGUCGUCUGAGCGUGCUCAGAUCACAGCGAGUCGUCUGAGCGUGCUCAGAUCACAGCGAGUCGUCUGAGCGUGCUCAGAUCGUGGCGUGUUGAGGUGUGGUUGAUCAGCUGAUGGACGGUGACUCUGACGGUUUCCCUCCAGUGGAGUCUUUCCUGUGGAAAAGCGACUCACUGACGGUUUGGUGUUUGUGUUCAUAGUUCCUGUUGGUGGUUUUCAGGUUUCAUCUCUUUUCUUUUCCUGGUUCUGAAAAUGCUCUGUUUAGUUUUCAGUCCAUUUUUGGUACUUCUGUCUGAGCUGAUGCUAAAGAAAUCCUUUUCAUGCUGAUUUCUGCAUGAAAUGACUCUAAUUCUGAAGAAACUGACUGCAGGACGUGAUGCGUUCACUGUCAGGAGGAAUUAUUCCAGAUUGUCAUUCAGAAGCUUUAAGACUCUCCUUUAAAAUCUGCUGCCUCCAGAAACACGCUGAUGUUUCAAAUCUCACAUUUUUACAGCAAGAAAUUAUCAAGUCUGAUAACCUCCAGAGAUCCUUUAGUUUCCUUCAGCAGCUGAUCGUAGGACGUCGGAGGGACCCUGAACGCAACACCGAUGGACUGAAACCUGGAAACUGAUGUGAAAUUCAUAUUUAUUUAUUGUUUGUGCUGAUGAAGUUGUUUUACUUUCAUUAAUUGAUCUAUGUUGGAGGUUUUUUAAACACAAUAAAUCUAUUUUCUAUGUGA
This is a messenger RNA of Acanthochromis polyacanthus (spiny chromis), 3490 nucleotides long. Its product is annotated as SUN domain-containing protein 1-like. Lineage: Eukaryota; Metazoa; Chordata; Actinopteri; Pomacentridae. Gene Ontology annotation, cellular component: nuclear envelope; meiotic nuclear membrane microtubule tethering complex. Gene Ontology annotation, molecular function: protein-membrane adaptor activity. The transcript is spliced from 21 exons. The coding region runs from base 331 to 2784 and encodes 817 amino acids. Gene Ontology annotation, biological process: nuclear envelope organization. The record is from RefSeq and is a predicted model, not a curated record.